Molecule: messenger RNA, 1521 nt
Organism: Spodoptera littoralis (African cotton leafworm)
Lineage: Eukaryota; Metazoa; Arthropoda; Insecta; Lepidoptera; Noctuidae
Source: the annotation of a GenBank genome assembly
AUGAAGUUUAAUAAUAUAAUAAUCCUGUUCAGUGCUCUCUUCAGUCAAGUACUAAGUUUAAAUAUUUUAGGAGUGUUCCCGUAUCAAGGCAAGAGUCACUUCUUCGUAUUCGGACCAUAUCUGAAGGAAUUAGCAAGAAGAGGCCAUAACUUAACAGUGAUAUCAUACUUUCCUUUAAAAGAACCGAUCGACAACUACCAUGAUAUAAAGUUGUCGGGAAAAGUAUUGGAAGACGUGUUUCCUAUAUACAGAUCAUACUGGACUAUAAUAGAGACCAGUUUGUUCUUGAAGAAUUCUGGACAGGAGAACUGUAUAACGCUGCUUGAAAAUGAGAAUGUACAGCGUCUGUGGAAGACGGAACAAAAGUUUGAUUUAAUGCUUAUGGAACUGUUCAAUAAUGACUGUGCUCUAGGUCUAGCUCACAAACUUGGUCUCCCAGUUGUUGGCCUCACGUCACACGUGUUGAUGCCAUGGCACUACGAAGACUACGGGAUACAGUACAACCCUUCGUACGUACCGGUGCUAUUCUUAGAAGGCGGAACUAAGCCAACUUUAUACCAAAGAAUUGAAAGAAGUAUUUUCCAUGUGUACUUAGUAUAUUUACAUAAAUUAACAUGUCGAAGAAACAACCAAAAAACUUUAGCACAAUAUUUUGAUGAUGUACCGCCACUUGCUGACUUAGCAAAGAAUGUUAAAAUGUUACUAUUGUACACAAAUUACGUGGUAUCUGGCUCUGGUCUCUACCCGCCAAACGUACGUGAAGUAGGAGGAUACCACGUCACGAAACCUAAAGAACUGCCUCAGGACUUAAAGAAAUUCAUAGAAGAAUCUGAGCAUGGCGUGGUUUAUAUAAGUUUUGGAUCAAUGCUACGAUCUACCUCAACGCCCAAAGAUAAAUUGGACGCCAUCAUCGCCGCAGUAUCAGAAAUACCUCAGAGAAUCAUUUGGAAGUGGGAGGAAAAGACUUUACCAGGAAACCCGAAGAAUAUAUUCAUAUCGAACUGGUUACCGCAAAACGAUAUUUUAGCUCAUCCAAAAGUCCUUGCCUUUUAUUCCCAUUGUGGUAUGUUGGGUACUACAGAAGCCAUUCACUAUGGAGUUCCUAUGAUCGGUAUGCCGAUAUUUGGAGAUCAACCAGGCAAUGCUGCUGCUAUCGAAGAAAGUGGCCUUGGAGUACAAAUUCAUAUCAAAGAUUUAACUAAAGAACUCUUGCUGGAGAAGCUUAGAAUUGUAUUAAAUCCGGAAUUCAGAAGAAAAGUGAAGGAACUGUCAAAAGUAUGGCAUGACCGCCCACAGUCACCCAUGGACACUGCCAUAUAUUGGACGGAGUACGCUGCACGCACUGCCAACUACACAUUCAGAACUCCGGCCAGCUCCGUACCAUUAUACCAAUAUAGGAUCUGGGAUGUUACAGCAGUAAUCCUUGCUAUUCUAAUUAUAUUCAUCUAUUCUAUAAAGACAGUAAUCUCUUUAGUACAGAAGAGAAGAGAAGAUCGUUAUUAUGAGUUCAAGACUAAAUAA